AUGGCCUCCUCUAUUCCCAGCACCUACAAGCAGGCAGUCUUCAAGGAAAAAGACGCCAGUCUGACUCUAGAAGAGGUUGAAUUGAUUCUGCCUAAACGCGAUGAGAUUCUGGUCAAAGUCGAAGCCUGUGGCGUGUGUCAUUCAGACCACUUUGCGCAGGUUAAUCUUAUGGGAGGAGGAUUUCCCCUCGUUCCCGGUCAUGAGAUUAUCGGACGCGUGGCUGCCGUUGGGGAGGGCGAGACCCUCUGGAAGGAAGGAGAUCGGAUUGGAGGUGCAUGGCAUGGCGGGCACGAUGGCACUUGCGGGGCAUGCAAAAAGGGCUUCUUCCAGAUGUGCGAUAAUGGACAAGUCAACGGCAUUUCCCGAAAUGGCGGCUAUGCCGAAUACUGCAUCAUCCGCCGCGAAGCUGCCGUGCACAUUCCCGACCAUGUUAAUGCAGCUAAAUAUGCGCCUAUGCUCUGUGCUGGUGUCAGCGUCUUCAACUCGAUGCGCCACAUGAACAUCCCGCCUGGUGAGGUUGUCGCUAUCCAGGGUUUGGGCGGACUCGGCCAUCUGGCGCUCCAGUAUGCGAAUAAAUUUGGCUACCGUGUAGUGGCGCUCUCGCGGGACUCCCAGAAGGAGGAAUUUGCCCGGAAGCUGGGAGCACAUGAGUACAUUGACACAAGUAAAGAAGACCCCGUUGCUGCAUUGCAGAAGCUGGGUGGUGCUUCCCUGAUUGUGUCUACGGCGCCUGGGCCGGAGAUGAUUAACCCACUGAUUGAAGGGCUUGGUGUGAUGGGGAAGUUGCUGAUUCUGUCCAUUGUUGGUGGUAUUGAAGUGCAUACUGGCCUGUUGGUCGGAAAGGGCAAAUCUAUCUGGAGCUGGCCCAGCGGCCACGCCACCGAUUCCGAGGACGCCAUCGCGUUUGCGGACCUGCAUGGCAUCGAUUGUAUGAUUCAAGAAUUCCCAUUGGAACAGUGCAACGAAGCAUUCGAUGCCAUGAUGGAGGGAAGUGUGCGGUUCCGUGCCGUCAUCACCAUG
Molecule: messenger RNA, 1020 nt
Organism: Penicillium vulpinum
Lineage: Eukaryota; Fungi; Ascomycota; Eurotiomycetes; Eurotiales; Aspergillaceae
Product: Polyketide synthase enoylreductase
Exons: 7
Molecular function (GO): oxidoreductase activity
Source: RefSeq, a predicted model, not a curated record